CUCCUCAGCCUUGCCCGGCUCUGCACCAGCGAUGGCUCCACGCCUCCUCCUCUCCCUGCUCCUGCUGGCUGCUGCCCCCCUCAUUGCCUGGGCUCAAGGCAUUGGCAGCUCACCCUCAGACUGCUGCCUGAAGUACAGCAAGAGACGCAUCCCUGACGGUGUGGUGAAGUCCUACAGCCUCCAGGGAUCUGAGUCAGGAUGCAUGAAUCCUGCUGUCGUGAUUAUCACCAAGAAGGACAAGAAGAUCUGUUUCCCUCCCAAGAGAUCAGACAUCCAGGCUAUCAUGCAGAAACUUGACAACAGGGGGCAGGACAAGAAAGACAAGAAGAAGGAACCGUUACAGCUUCCUAGGAGCAGAUCCAAGAGGCAGAAGCGGCAGCAGGUCUUCUAAGUCAGGCCUGAAGAGCAGGAUGGAUGCCUUCCCCACAGAUGAUCGACCCACCACCCGGCAAUGGAUUUCCAGAGCUCAGACACUGGCCUGGGGCUGUGCCUGCUGCAGAGACCCCCCAGCCGGGACCCCGUGCACCGGCUGGGUGCUCUCAGCAGCGGGGGCACCCAGGUCCUCACUCAACCUGGGACAGGCCAGUGGGGACCUGGACCCAGAUGGGAGCCCAACCAUGGCCCCAAGGGGCAGGUGGGCAGCCUUCCCACCAGAGGGGAUUUCUGUCACCUGACAGGAUGGCAGCUUUUCCUAUGACUCCUUUUUGGGGAUUUUUUACAUGUGUAUUUAUAUUUAAAGACUCUGCUUUCCUUCACUCUUCCCAGAAGGCUCUACUGCUGGCUCCUUCUGCACUGCCUAGUACAUAUCAUGCUGCAGGCUGGCUUUUCUAGAGGAUUGACCUUAUUUUUAUACAAAAUAAACAAUGGCUGCAUUUUAUUUCCCUCUCACUUGUUUGCUCCUUUUCAGCUUGCAGGGCUGCGGGGUGCCAGGCAGGUCCCACGUCCCCAUGGUCCUGCCUGGGCUGCUUGCUGGGUUCUUCCUUGCAGGGCAAUGAAUAGUGAUUGAAGUGUAGAGUCUGGGGACAGGGGAUGACUGUGUGGCUAUACUGGGCUUUUCUAGGUUUUCCUUUCAGCUUUUAAAACAUGCUGUUGCACCUUGGAGGAAGGUAGUCAGGAUUUGUCCUUUUUGGUUUUUAAAAUUAUUUUUCAGGUACAAAUUGCAAUGAAAUAAGAACAAUUGUUGAUUUCAGUGAAAUUUCACUCUUUAUCCCUCCUUCAUUUUGCAUUUGUCAGAGAUUCAGCUGUUAAGUCAAAUGCUCAGUUUUCUGGGAAAAAAAGCAACCAACCAACCCACCCCGAAAACAAGAAACUCUCAUUUACUCUCUUUCUAAGCCUGAAAAGCUCACGCGGUGAAAAGUGCAGGUGAGGCUGUGCAGGUGCAAAUCCAUUGCAGACACACUGCAGCCAUUUGAGAGCAGCUUGGUCCUAAACAUUUAGUAAAAUGAGAGGCCACAAACCCAAGGGCCCCAGAAGGUGAGAUGGCAAUUAGAGCAGGUACAGACCUGCAGGACAGAGUUGGUGAGGAAAAGCCACCCCCCUGUGCUUGCAAACAUCCUCCAGCCUGCUGAGAAGGAGCAGCUUGGAGGGCUUUACCACAGCUGCAGUGAUACCUGCUUGCAGAGACUUCAGACGUGGACUUUGGUCAGCAAAGGUCUAUUAAGUCAUAUAAUUGCAAUAGUAGGACUUGCAAGGCUUAACAGUAUCGGCAAAGGCUGCUUGCUGGCUGGAGGGAAGCUUGUAGCUGAAUGUUGCUAUCAAGCACAUUUUAUCUGGCUUGGUUGCUUUAUUAGGCAGAUGUUUAGGUCUAUUAUUUUGAGGCUGUGUAAAGAAACUGUGAAUUCCAAGACACCAGUCCUGAGAAAGGAGCUGGGAGCUGAGCUGGCUCUUUGCUGCCCACUCCUCCAUGUGGAGGAUGCAGCUGUCUGCCAGGCCAGCUUUUGGACAGGAUGGAAGGCAAUA
Molecule: messenger RNA, 1959 nt
Organism: Apus apus (common swift)
Lineage: Eukaryota; Metazoa; Chordata; Aves; Apodiformes; Apodidae
Gene: CCL21
Product: C-C motif chemokine ligand 21
Exons: 4
Coding region: 32-391 (119 amino acids)
Biological process (GO): positive regulation of ERK1 and ERK2 cascade; monocyte chemotaxis; lymphocyte chemotaxis
Cellular component (GO): extracellular region
Molecular function (GO): CCR chemokine receptor binding; chemokine activity
Source: RefSeq, a predicted model, not a curated record